Molecule: messenger RNA, 2272 nt
Organism: Cladophialophora immunda
Lineage: Eukaryota; Fungi; Ascomycota; Eurotiomycetes; Chaetothyriales; Herpotrichiellaceae
Exons: 2
Coding region: 294-1421 (375 amino acids)
Biological process (GO): intracellular calcium ion homeostasis; calcium ion transmembrane transport
Cellular component (GO): membrane
Molecular function (GO): calcium channel activity; calcium, potassium:sodium antiporter activity
Source: RefSeq, a predicted model, not a curated record
GAGGAGGAAGACAUGUACGGUGCUACAGCAUCCCCCUUUGGAGGAGAAAGACAGAUGCUCUCUUCACCUAUCCACCGCUAGGCUUUUCUGAAGUCGAAAUCCGCAGAGGGCUGUUAUGACUAGCAUUCAUCAUUGCUUCUGCUCCUCCGCUUCUGGUGACUUCACCGUCAUCAAUGACAGUAUCGACAACGACAUAGUAACUAGCGACAUUCCUAAAGACUUGGGCCAAAGUUGGACUACCUAUCUCGUCUUGAACUUUAUGAUCUAGGUGCGAGAGAUCCAGCUCCACGAAGAUGGCCAUGGCCAUGGCCACUGAUGCCUCUUCCAUCGACUCGACCCUCUUCCCUCUGUGCACUUUCCUCCUCAGCAUCUACACGCUGGGCAUCUCGGCCGAUGUCUUCAUCUCCUCCACCGCCCACUUCGCCCACCGCCUGCACGUCUCGGAGACGCUCAUCUCGCUCCUCACGGCCGGCGCCGAGUGGGAAGAACUCGCCGUCGUGGUCGCCGCCGUCGCCCAGCGACGACCCAAACUCGCCCUGGGGAACGUGCUGGGAAGCUGUGUCGCGAACAUCCUCGGCGCGUUUUCACUGGGCGUCUUGGCGCAGGGAGAGGCCAUCGUCCGGUACGACGUCAGCGCGAAGAUCUACGCCGUCGUCCUGUUCGGCGUCACCACGGGCGUGGCGGUGCUUUGGGGAUUCGGCCAGCUCGAGGGUCAUGUCUACGGAGCGGUCUUGGUGGUCGUCUUCGGGCUGUAUCUGGCGGGGAUCGGUUGGUCCAUCUAUCGGGGCGUCCUGGACGCACCUGAGGAGUCGGAUGCAGAGUCGGAUGACGAUGAUGAUUCGGACUCGGAGUCUGAGGGAGAUCCGGAGGUGCGAUCUGCUCCCGGGGGGGGGAUUCCUCGUGAGGGAAACCCAGGGCCGGAGGGCGUUGACGAGUCAAGUGCCUUGAUAGGUCGCAGGAGAACGCGGCCCUCCACUCUGUUUUAUCUGGUCAAGCUGAUCCUGGCUUUCGUCGCGCUCUCCAUCAGCGGCUAUGUCCUCUCACACUCCUCCCAGUCACUAGCCGCGAGAUUCAACGUCUCCGAAACCGUAUUUGGAGCGACCCUCUUGUCCCUGGCAACAACUCUACCAGAGAAGUUUGUCGCUGUCAUCAGCGGGUACCGAGGCCACCCAGGAAUCAUGGUGGCGAAUACUGUAGGAAGCAACAUAUUCUUGUUGACCCUAUGCCUCGGCGUGACCAUCUUGAGCUCAAAGAGCCUUGCCCAAGGCUCGAGUUACACCAACGAGAUCGUGUGGACCUGGACGUCCUCGGCCUUUUUGACCGUCAUGAUUCUGCUCGGCACGCAUCGCUUGGUUGGCCUGGCCAUGCUGCUCGCGUAUGUUGGGUUUAUAGUUCUUGAAUUUACAUUGUACAAGCCGUGAAAGGCUUUCAAACCGGGAUACCGACAAUCUCCUCGCCUUCCUUGCCAUCAGGGACCAGAUCGCCAUACACGGUGAUGGGGAUCACCACCUCAAAAGUGUCGCAUUCGAGAUUUUCCGCGGCAACAUUCACCGUGCCUCGCUCAUCGUUGACCACUUCCUCGAGCAAAUGCGUCACGAGUUUAAACUCGCCCUGGUCAUUCUCAACUGGCUUGAUGGUUCCAAACUCGAAACGAAGACUCCAGUCGAGAUUGACCCCCGAGGUGACAAACGUGGGUGUUGCGGAGGCCGGGAUACUAGGUGCGAACGUGGCUCGUUGGGCGAAGAGGAUGUUCUCGGAGCGGGCGGCGUAGACUUUCCGUGUGAUGCGGUUGAUCGUGUGGACGGACCUGACUGCGAGGGAGGGCGCGACUUUCUCCGACGUCUCGAGGGUCGCUUUCAGCGAAGCACAGGGGACUUGGCCUUCAGAGAAGUCGAUGACGGCCGUGACUGUCUCGCCCAAUCGAUGGAGGGGCCGGUCAAUAACAAUGACCGCGACGCGCGAUCCGUUCCGUGCAAUCUCGAAGCGGUUGGGGCUCGACUCGCUAUCCGACAGGGAGUUGCUGUAGAGGAUUGCUCGGUCGAUGGCAUGAAGCGCCUUUCCGCGGCCCCCCGCGUCUUGGGUGUUCAGAAAUGCCUCCAUCGUCCCCGAGCUCGACUGCCGGCGGCGAUUGUGGUCGAGGAGCGUGUCCACGAACUGCAAAAACUCCACGCUGGACUUCUCAGCCGACUGAGUCGUCGGGGUGCCUCCUUCCUCCUGGUCCUGCGGGGCAGAGAUAGACUUUGUACGAGCGAGAUCGCGCAGAAUAACAUGG